ACACUAAGUCAAUUUGAAAGACGCUUCGCGCAGCCAAGCCAAGCAGUAAAUAUUAUUUUGGAUAAAAACAAACGAAGUUCUCAUGGACAAACUGAGCGCGGUGCGCAUUGCGGCCCGCGAGGCGCCGUACCGCCAGUUCUUGGGGCGUCGGGAGCCGAGCGUCGUCGAAUUCCCGCCCUGGGGCGAUGGAAAGUCGCUAGUGGUGGAGCAGAACGAGUUCCACUUCGACCACGCCUUCCCGUCCACCGUCGGCCAGGACGAGAUGUACCUGGCCCUGAUCCGGCCGCUGGUGGAGAAGGCCCUCCAGGGCUUCCAGUGCACGGCACUGGCCUACGGACAGACGGGAACGGGCAAGAGCUACUCCAUGGGCAUGGCGCCCCCGGACAAGGUCCAAAAGCCCGAGCACCUCGGUGUUCUGCCGCGCUGUCUGGCCGACAUCUUGGACCGUGUGACGGCCAAGCAGGAGAACGAGAAGGAGCCCAUCCAGGUGUUCGCCUCCUUCAUCGAGAUUUACAACGAAAAAGCCUAUGAUCUCCUGGGCUCCAUACCACAAACGCCCAUGGUGGCUGCGCGCUGCCAAAGAUGCACCUGCCUCCCCUUGCGCAACCAGGAGGAUCUGCAGGACCUGCUGCAGCAGGGCACUGGGAAUCGGCGCGUGCGCUCUACCAAGAUGAAUUCAAGCAGCUCCCGAUCACACGCCAUAGUGACCAUACAUGUGAAAAGUAGCACCAGUCAUUCGAGACUAAAUAUAGUGGAUCUGGCCGGGUCGGAAGGAGUGCGGCGAACCGGGCACGAGGGCGUGGCCAAGCAGGAGGGAGUCAACAUCAAUCUGGGUCUGCUCAGCAUCAACAAGGUGGUGAUGUCCAUGGCGGCGGGCCGCACGGUGAUUCCCUACCGCGACAGCGUCCUUACCACAGUCCUACAGGAAUCGCUCACCGCGCAGUCAUAUCUAACCUUCCUGGCCUGCAUCAGUCCCCAUCGAUGCGAUCUUAGCGAGACGUUGGCCACUUUGCGCUUCGGCACCAGCGCCAAAAAGCUCCGCCUGAAUCCGAUGCAAGUGGCUCGGCAAAAGCAAUCGCUGGCCACACGGACGCCCCACGUCUUCCGCAAGGUGCUGAGCAGCUCGACGGCCAUCAAACGGCAAGCCGCCGAACAGAACAGCCUUUUUGUUCCCAAUCCGAAAUCCGCCAUGUCCAAGCCGCUGACCAACGUUCUCCACCGGACGCGAUCCGAAUUGGGCCUGACCCCCAAAGCCAAGAAGAGGGCUCGCGAGCUAUUGCAGCUGGAGGAUACAACCCUAGAACCCUCGUCUAUUCACAUCUCCGACAGCAGUCUUAGUCUGGUGGGCUUUCAGGCCGAAGUCGAAAAGGACAGGCAGUUGAUGCCCCCACCUGGAGUGGGACCCGGGCAACCCGGCAGCCUUCACUCCACCGCAGUGAGCAUUGCCGAGGUGGAUGAGCUGGAGGAGCCAGCUGAGGUGCAACAGUCGCUGAUAUCCGGCACAGUUCAUAGCCAGCUCUUCAGGACAAACGUCAGCCCCAUAAGAUUGAGGUCAUCCAGCAUUUUGAAGGAACUCAGUGGAAUCCAACCCAUGGAGGAAACUUUAAUUCCUCCCCCUAAGCCACCGUCUGUUCUCCGACGCUCCAUGCGUCUGGCCAACCAAAGCAGGCAGAACUACGGGGCCAUUCCCAAAAUUGCCAAUUUUCGGAACAGGCAGCAGUCAGAAAGCCGGGAAAGCUCAGCUUCCGUCACAGUAAAAAAGGAGAAAGUUACCCAGCUCAAGGAUCUGAUAACGCAAGUUGAAGCUCCCCCAAAAACAAGUCGCUCGAGGAAGAAAAAAUCUCCAACCGACGAUUGGAUGGCCCAUAAUAAGAGCCUAUUCCUUGGCCUGCUCAACAGGGGCAGCGUAAAGGAACUGCAGAAAGUUCCCGGGAUCGGACCAAAGACAGCUUUUACUUUGGUUAUGCAUAGAUCUCGCCUGGGAUGCUUCCUGAAUCUGGGCCAAGUAAAAGACCUGCCCAUUUGGCCUGGCAAGAGCUGGGAUAGGUUUAGCCAAGCAAACUGCCUAGAGAUUUGAUUAUAAUAAGUAUACUCGCUAAGUUUUAUGUUUAACUAUCUAUUGGGGCUUUCCUAUGAUUUACAAAACCCCUGAUUAUAAGUAGAAAACAUAAUGGAGCAGGAUAUCCAAAUACCUUGACACUUACAGAAAGGUUUUUGUGUGUAAUAUGUGUAAUAUUUUUUAAUGUUUAUUUUUUUGAUUUUUUAUAGAUAGAUGUAAGCUUGAAAACUUCCGUGUUAAGAUCUAUGUAUACCAAUGUCUUAAAAUAAACAAUGUGAAAGAUUAUAACACUAAAA
Molecule: messenger RNA, 2355 nt
Organism: Drosophila biarmipes
Lineage: Eukaryota; Metazoa; Arthropoda; Insecta; Diptera; Drosophilidae
Gene: nod
Product: kinesin-like protein Nod
Exons: 7
Coding region: 83-2077 (664 amino acids)
Biological process (GO): microtubule-based movement; mitotic spindle organization
Molecular function (GO): microtubule binding; microtubule motor activity; ATP binding
Source: RefSeq, a predicted model, not a curated record